Messenger RNA from Anastrepha obliqua, 2114 nucleotides. RefSeq lists its product as uncharacterized. The transcript has 9 exons. Lineage: Eukaryota; Metazoa; Arthropoda; Insecta; Diptera; Tephritidae. The record is from RefSeq and is a predicted model, not a curated record. The coding region runs from base 1386 to 2114 and encodes 242 amino acids.
CAAAGUAUAUGGUGUUCAUUUGUCGGCAAACAAGCGUAAAGGUAGAAAUGUUCGGCAGAUUGCAACAAAUUUUGGAAAUUGCUGUUUGUAACGAAUGAAAAAAAACAAAAACAAAGUAUUCAACGCGUCGUUGCUAAAGUGACUGUGCAAUAAAAUUCUACUAACAAAUAAAAUUCACAUUCCAAUAAUGAAACAGGAAUGAAUAUAAAAAAAAAAUGUGAAAACGUCACAAAGCAGCAGACAAUAAAAAAGUUAACAUUAAAAGUGUAAAAACGUAAGCAAAUUUAAAUAAAAAAAUCUCACAUCGAAUUUAUUUAACAAAAAUCUACAUAAACAAGUUUAAUAAAACAAAAGUAAAAUUAGAAAUUAUCAAAAAAAAAAAUAAUAAUAAAAAACAACAGGAAUACGAAACCGCCAAAUCAGCAACAAAAACCAACUACAAAAUAAAGCAAACAAAUCCACACAAAAGGCAAAACAACAACAUUCCCUUAUAAGUUGAAAAACUACCUGUUCGCUCAUUCGUGCUUAGCUCACUCUCAUGCCCGGACUUAGACUCUCCGUCUUUGCGUUUACAGCUACAUAAGUGAAUAUGCGCUCAACACUCAACUAAUAUCUAUUACUGCUGAUCUCGACAAUUCGCCAGCAUUCUUUAGCAGUUAAAAUCCUAGUAAGUACUGGGAAAAAGUCUAAAUAAAAGUAAACAUUUAAAAAUUAACCAAAAAAUACAGUGCAAUAUCAAAAAAAAAAAAAUCUCGCUUACUUUUGCAUUGAAAGCAAACCGCAAUAGUGCAUAUGAAUUGUUAAAAAAAUAUCUCCCACAAAAAAUACGCCCCCAAACAGUGUGCCAGUGAAUGUCAAUUAAAUUUUUGUGUAUAAUUUGUGUACUAAUAAAUGUAAACGCACAGCCAAAUGCGCUAAGUGAGUGAAAAUACUUGUGUACAAACAUAAAUGUAUCCAAAUAAGAGCAUUCAAAUUCUAUCAUUGGUGUUCAAGCAAAAGAGUGCAUAGAGAAAAAAUAGUGUGAGCGAAAAAUUCUCGAUCCCAUUCAAUAUUUUGUUGUUUGAGUCUUGCACAUCAAGUAUUGUGUUUAUUUUUGUUUUUGUUUUGUGAAUAUAACCAGAACUCGUUUUUGUUGGCUAAUCUUCAUUUACGAAAGUUUGUCUACCUGUACAACUGUCGGCGCUAAAUAAGCGGUCGAAAGGCAAAGAAGUGGUACACCAAUUUCUCGUUGGAUUUCAAACGGAUUUGUUGGGAUAAGGUUGAUCGCACUAAAAAGGAAUAAAAUUGUCCAAAUUCAAGGCAGUUCAAAUAAAUAUAUAUUUUUUAUAUAAAAAUAUAAAACGCACAACAAACUAAAAAAGAAAAAAAAUAAUCACGAACCCAAAAUGGCACCAAUGCCCAGCAUGAAGGGCGUUAAGCCCAAUGGAAACUUCCUUUACGCCGACGCCGAUUCACCGGGUGACACAAGUCCGACGCCCUCAACGCCGCCUUCUAGCACAGCAGAUGCCGCCAAAUCGCAAUGCUCUUCCCUAUCUGAUGGCGAAUCAUUCGAGGGCUACGGUGAGAAUGAAGUGCGCGCUUUGCAUCAUCGCCAUCACCAUCAACGCACUGCAUCUAGCGCCUCGGCCGGCAUGUUGCGCACCGAUGUGCCCCAUAAUAAUAGUGACAGCGCGGCCGCAGGUGGCAGUGGCGUUGGCGGUGUGGAAUUGGAGUUGGCGCCACAUGACAACGCUACGUCGACGCCGAGCAACGAUGACGAGUUGAAUAUCAUUCCGCGCGACAAUUGGGCACGCAUGAGUCUACGUCGCACCACCACAACCUCCAGCAAUCCUGACAGUCUAACGAAUCGUCGUUGGGGUUCCAUGAGACAUUCCGGUCGUCGGCAGUUGGGCUCUAAUGCCUUAGCCAGAUCAUCAAGUUUCAAUUCCUCUGGACGUAGCUCCAACUGUGAUACCACAGAAGACAUGUAUAGCGACAUAAGUUUGGAUAAUGUGCAGGACUUGAAUUAUAAGAUACCGCCAACACCGCCGACAGCGCCUUGCUUUUCUGGCAAAUUAAUUAUGAUGCGCGUGCGUCAUUUUGCUGAAUUGGCGAGUGACUCAGUGGGCGAGUGA